AUGUCCACUCGCAAACCUCCAUCAACCCCACUGGUGGUCAUUCUGGGAUCCACGGGUACGGGAAAGUCUGAGCUGGCUGUCGAUUUGGCCGUCAGAUUCGACGGGGAAAUCGUCAAUGCAGAUGCCAUGCAAAUGUACAAUGGCCUGCCCAUCAUCACCAACAAGAUAUCACAUGAGGAGCAACGAUCUAUUCCACAUCAUCUCCUCGGCAAUAUCAGUCUAGAUGAAGAGACCUGGAUUGUCGGUGUCUUCAAGAAAAAGGCUAGCAAGAUCAUUCAGGAGAUUCGCAGCAGAGGGCGUCUCCCCAUCGUCGUGGGGGGGACGCACUACUACACUCAGGCAUUACUCUUCAGGGACAACCUGAUAGAAGCGAAUAAUGAGACCCCGGAACAAUUGCCAGGGCAGGACAAAUCCGCCGAGUUCCCGAUACUGAAUGAUACUACCGAGGCGAUGUGGAAGAGGCUGAAAGAAGUCGACCCUGUUAUGGCUGAUCGGUGGCAUCCGAAUGACAGGCGUAAAAUCCAUCGUUCCUUGGAGAUAUUCCUUACCACAGGCAAGCGGGCCUCAGAUAUCUACGCGGAGCAGCAGAAGAGGAAAGCCCAGCAACAGGCUGUUGCAAAACACGAAUCGGACCCACAGCCUGGCUCUGAUCCGUUGUUAUUCUGGGUACACACCGAGGAUCAGGCCCUCAAAGACCGACUCAACAGGCGCGUUGACAAGAUGUUGGAGGCUGGUCUCAUGGAUGAGAUUGCCAAAAUGAAUAAUUACCUGCAGUCUACACUUCAAGCUGCUGAAUCUGUGGACUUUACGAGGGGCAUAUGGCAGUCCAUCGGAUUCAAAGAAUUUCAGCCGUACCUAAGAGCAGUGGAGAACGGAAUGGACGGACCAGAUCUGGAGUCUUUGAAGCUUGAGUGCCUAGAGAAGAUGAAGACCGCCACCAGGAGGUACGCCAGGUACCAGAUGAAGUGGAUAGCAAAGCAGACGAUACCUCUGCUCCAGGGGGAGGGCAACUUCGACCGACUCUAUGUCCUCGACAGUACCGAUGUCACACAGUUCACGAAGCAAGUCAUAGAUCAGGCUGCAGACGUGACUCGGAAGUUCCUCGCCGGUGAGGACCUCCCGGCUCCAUCGGAGACUGCAAGGGAAGUGCUUAAAGCUGCAGAAGCUGCAAACUCGGCUCAGGACACGCCUUGUCGCAGAUAUUGUGAUCUUUGCGAUGCUACUCUCCUCUCCGAGGAAGCCUGGGUGAAACAUAUCCGAGGGAAGGCUCAUCGGAGGCAAGUUCGGCAUAGGAAGCGCACUGCAUUGGUUCCUGUAGAAUGUGUCGACGCCGAAGUAUCCAAGGUCGAGACAAAUUUGGGCGAUUGGAGUGCUGCAAGUUGGAAGCUCUCUGCUCAUACUGGCGAAACGCAACCUCGCACAGGUACAGAGUGAUUUCAGUGAAUGGUACUCUUUC
Cryphonectria parasitica EP155 is the source of this 1456-nucleotide messenger RNA. Its product is annotated as tRNA isopentenyltransferase. Lineage: Eukaryota; Fungi; Ascomycota; Sordariomycetes; Diaporthales; Cryphonectriaceae. The record is from RefSeq and is a predicted model, not a curated record. Gene Ontology annotation, molecular function: tRNA dimethylallyltransferase activity; ATP binding. Gene Ontology annotation, cellular component: mitochondrion. Gene Ontology annotation, biological process: tRNA modification. The transcript is spliced from 2 exons. The coding region runs from base 1 to 1434 and encodes 477 amino acids.